This is a messenger RNA of Notothenia coriiceps (black rockcod), 3204 nucleotides long. RefSeq names its product cleavage and polyadenylation specificity factor subunit 6-like. Bases 660 to 1238 code for a protein of 192 amino acids. NCBI's taxonomy places the organism in Eukaryota, Metazoa, Chordata, Actinopteri, Perciformes, Nototheniidae. The record is from RefSeq and is a predicted model, not a curated record. The transcript is spliced from 7 exons.
AAUGCAUUUUCUAGUUCAUUGCUGUUCAUCCAUUUCAUAUUGUAAGCAAAAUAGCAUUACAGGGGGAACAAAUCUGUUCAUUUUAACUAAUUUAACUGUAGUGACUUGCACGGUUCCCAUAUGGUUCAUCUAAUAUUUAUAACAGUUGUUGCUGAUGAUUUUUAGGCCACUGCAACACUGCGUUGAUAACACACCAACCUCAACAAGCGCUCCAACGCUGCAGGAUCAAGCACACAGCGUUUUAUGACCAUACGUUUUAUUUGACUUCAGCACAAGCUUGAGUUUGGAGCUCUUCAUCAGACUGAGGUAAACAAUGACCAGCGCCACCACGUAUGCUUUGUAUCUAAGUGAACAGGGCAGAACCCAUUUUUAAGAUUUGUUCUCGUCUUGGCUUCAGGUAACACAGUUAUGGGUGCAUUGACUAAGAUACCCCUGUAACACGUCCUACACCUGCGCUAGGUACAAUCCCAAUCACACACACACACACAGACACGCAGUGAGGCUGACACCCCCCCCCCCCUCUUGUGUCCCCCACAGAUCACCAUAAUGACACAGAGGGAAACCCCCUACUGGCUCUGCUCUUGCUGCUGGGCAUCCCGGCUGGGAUCUGCUGCUGCUGUCGGAAAAAUAUUUUUAAGAAGAAAGCCCCCCACGCUACAAUGCUGCAGAACUCCCCACAUGUAAUUCACCCCCCCCCCUGUGGUCCUGUUGGACCUGCUCCCCCAUACAACACUCCAGGACAGCCAGGCGUGGUGUACUACCACGGGCCGGACCCCAGCACGGGUCCUGCAGUCCAUCCUCCCCCCGGACCAGGGCAGUGGAACGGCCCCCCCCCCUCUCCUGGAUUCAACCCGGGGUACCCAGGCUACCCCCCCCAGAACCCUUCCUAUCCUCCUGCUGGUCCAGCUAUGUUUCCCCUUGCCCAGCCUCCACAAUGGAACGGUUCACCUCCAGGCCAGUACCCCCCUGGACCUGCAGCCCAAAUGGGCUAUGCUUCAGCUCCAGCCAUGUACAGUGCUCCACCUGCAGCCGCCAGUGAGCAUGCUCGGGAGGAGGCGAAGACCAGCAGCAUGGCAGCCUCCCCCGCCGACCCCCUGCUGACUGCCCCAUCACAGUCGGAAGCUGCGUCCUCUCCUAUGGCUCCUGUGGCCCCCUCCUCCACCAACAUCCUACGUUCUGCUGAUGACGCCUUCCAGUUCACGAUUGAAGGAGACAAAAACUCCACAAGCUUCCUUUAGGGUGCUUCACCUGGAGAACUUUGUUCUUACAGGUGGAAACAAUGGAGAGUAGAUUAUAUUCUUUGUCUCCUUGAUCCAUAUUUAAUCCCAUCUCCCUGAGGAACAAGUGUUUUUAGGCUAAAUGAGCAAUCAUUUUUGGAAUAAGACCUACUGACUCUUUUGCAGUCGGAGUCCAUUGUUUGGGGAUUUAAUUUCCAGAGUUGAUGAGACAAAGAAAGGAUUUUGUUUCUUGACGAGUAAGCAUAGGGAAUAGAAGUGUAUUUUGAUAAUUUGAUGAGUAAAUCUAAACAGCAGGGUUCAAGUUGAAAAUAUGUCUUAGCACAUGCUUGUGUUUUUAUCUACAUUUUAUUUAUUAAUCCUUUUUUCUGUUGUUAAUUUGAGAGGAAGCCACCAAUCAAGCAAAAUACUUGAGAGGAAGUCGAAAGAGUCAGAAUCAACAAAAGAAAAGCAAGCAGUCCACAGAGCCAACCAUUGGCUGCCAACCAUUGGCUGCCAACCCCUCAACAGUAACUCCUCCUAGACUGCCUGAUAUGAGAAAUGCUUCACUGGCAAGGUGUGUUCAGACUAAAGACUAAGAAAAAUAUUCUUUUUUAUUUUACUAUGAAUUUGGAAUGUUUUCAGUCUGUGAUUUUGGCAGUCUAUGAGAGGAUAAGACACUGACUGUAAAGGUGUUUUAAUAUAUCAAACUUAUGUAAGUGUCACAUUCUGAACACACUUUGGGGUAACAUUACUUCUUCAACAGUGAAUCACCAUCUCAGGUUGGCUUACGUUUCAGUGUCAUUUAAGACUCUUUCUUGGUGGCAGAUCAUCUGCAACCCACAUUAAGGUCCUUUGUAUGUCAGGAGCAUCCACUGUCUGGAGGCAGGUCGGGGUCUCUAGUCAAGCACUACCAGUUGGGUUAUGCUUGGGCGGGUCUGAUUUCAGAAGUUCACUCAGAUACUGACUUAACUGGAAGUACCGUUUUUAAAUUGAUAAACCAAAAUCUACCUCAUAUUUAGAUUCUAUGCCUCUUCAUAUGUCAACAGUUGUGUUUGUAUUAGUCAAUGCUAUGAUUGUGUAAAGAAAAAUUGGUAAUGGGUUUGGUGUAAGUACUGAACUAAAAUGUUAGAAUGUACCAGAAGAACCACCCUGACUGCCUUUUAGCGUGGCCUCAUACCUCCUGACUAUUACAGCAAAAAAGCAUAUCACUCCAUCCAGAGCACGUGUCCUAGACUUUAUCAUCAAACCAAGGUGGAGCUGCAUUAAGUUAGACAGUGCAGCGUAAUGUUUGUCAGCUGCUGAGUCUGCCAUGAAGAUUUAAGAAUACACGCAUUGAUUUUUACAGACCAAGUGCCACCACAUCAAUAUGCUUUGCGCUCUGGUGCUUUGUUACUCUUUCAUAUAAGACCACUAAACAGUAGCUGGACGUUCCCGUCCCUCCUGAUAUCCAGAUGGAGGCUGCAACAUUCCUAUAUAUCUAAAAUGUUCACCAAAAAUACACUGUGGGUGUUUAUUCAACUGUAAAUAGCAUCAAUAAUGCCUUUCUUAACAGGAUUGUAGUCUUUCGUUUUGUCUCUGAAGGUGAGUUAACGGGUAUGACCUUAGAUUCAUGUUGUGUCCUGCAUAUGGUGGGGAGGCAGCUAGCUCUCUUUAGCCACUACUUCAACUGAACAGCCAACUAAGGUCUGUUUUUUUAUUUUUAUCUUUGUGUUCUAAAUCCUUUUUUUUGUUUCAUGUAUGGCAACCUCAAAAUGAACUGCGGUUGAACAUGUUUUUGUUUUUUUGUAAAUGUAUUCAAUGAUACUAACAAAGUGUACAUGUAUUUGAUGCUUGGGUAUUGUAUGGUUGGUUCUUUGGUCUCUCCAGUUCCAUCCCCCUAUGGAUACCAUUGAACAUUUGGAUUCAUACCUCUCAUUUUAUAACAACAAAUAAAAUAUACACACUGUAUAUGGAUGUGCAACUCUGUGUCAAUGAAACUACGCAUGCA